AUGGCAGCCACAGUAGUCCCUAGUGUAAUGGUUAAUAUUAAAGCUCUUGACCAAGAUAACUACGACUACUGGUUCUUUCGAGUGAAAACAUACUUGAUGGCUGAAGGUUUGUGGGAUGUUGUCGAUGGAACAAAUAUACCUCCAACAGUAGAAGACCCUAAAUUCAUGGCUUGGCAGAAAAAUAAUGCCAGGGCCUUGCAAGCUAUCAUCAUAUUUUGCGGGGAGGAUGCUGAGUUGUUUAUUAAAUACAUCACGACGGCAAAAGAUGCCUGGGAUAUUUUGGUAAAACAGUUCAAGCCUUCUGAAAUUUUAGAAACUCCAGAAGAAAUAUCUGAAGUUGACUCGAAUGACAGCUCCAGCUCAAUUGAUGGUGAUGAAGACUCGGAAGUACAAGUUGCUGGAGCACAUGCACAUUUCUUUGAGGAGGUCCACGCCCGGAAUUGGGAAGCUGUAAAGGAGCUUAUUCGCGGAAAUCGACGGGCAAUAAGAGCAAAAUCUCAAAACACCGACAAGACAGCUCUUCACUUUGCGGUCCAGUUCGGGGACGUAAACGGUGUAAAAGCGUUGCUACCGUUUAUGGAAAACAAAGACUUAGAAAUGCUAGACCGUGAUGGACAUACUCCUCUUUCUAUGGCUAUACUAGAAAAGGAUACAGAUGUGAUGACCAAAAUUGCUACGUGCAUGGUUGAGAAGAACAAGGAACUACUCCUUCGUAUUGUCGAUCCUUCCACCGAUACUAUUCCACUCUUGAUGGCUCUGAGGCUGGACAGACCAAAAAUGGCUGCUUAUCUCUAUAGUACUACUCCACUUGAAAAGCUUAAGAAAAGGGACCAAGCUGAGCUAAUUUCCACAAGUUUGAGAGUAAAAUAUAUAGAUACUUCGUUGGACUUAAUACGGCGUUUUCCAAGCUUGGCUAUUGCUCAAGACCACUCUGGUGAAUCCCCUUUAAAUGCAUUGGCUAAUACGGCUGGAUUAUUCAAAAAUGCUAGCCAGCUCGGAAUAUGGGAACGAUGGAUUUAUAAUUGUUAG
This is a messenger RNA of Rosa rugosa (rugosa rose), 1029 nucleotides long. RefSeq lists its product as uncharacterized. Lineage: Eukaryota; Viridiplantae; Streptophyta; Magnoliopsida; Rosales; Rosaceae. The record is from RefSeq and is a predicted model, not a curated record. The coding region runs from base 1 to 1029 and encodes 342 amino acids. The transcript is spliced from 4 exons. Gene Ontology annotation, molecular function: protein binding.